This is a messenger RNA of Bactrocera oleae (olive fruit fly), 2708 nucleotides long. RefSeq names its product Methionyl-tRNA synthetase, mitochondrial (gene MetRS-m). The record is from RefSeq and is a predicted model, not a curated record. Gene Ontology annotation, molecular function: methionine-tRNA ligase activity; ATP binding. NCBI's taxonomy places the organism in Eukaryota, Metazoa, Arthropoda, Insecta, Diptera, Tephritidae. Gene Ontology annotation, biological process: methionyl-tRNA aminoacylation.
GUUUGGCGGUUUGUGUCCUGACUAUAUAAAUAAAGAACAGCUGUUUGACAAAUGGUAAAUAAAGGACCGGCACACUGCACGUUUUUGAUUACUCAAUUUAUAUCCAUAGUGAAAAUUACUGAAUUAAAUGUAGCAAUUUGUAACAAAAUAUAAUGUUUAUUAACAAAUUGAACGCCAUGCGUCGUUUCUGCGUACUAGUCAGCCACGAUUUUUAUGCAACAACGCCUAUCUUUUAUGUUAAUGCUGCGCCCCACAUUGGACAUCUUUAUUCUGCUGUGAUAUCUGAUGCAAUGUGUCGCUACCAACAUUUGAAACAACCUGAGCAAUCAGUUCAUCUUUGCACUGGCACUGAUGAGCAUGGCACAAAAAUCCAACAAGCUGCAGCAACGCAAGAUUUGCCAGUUAAACAAUAUUGUGACGACAUUUCAGCACGGUACAGACAUUUAUUCCGAAUGGCUGGUAUAACCAACACAGACUUUAUACGCACGACGGAAGAACGUCAUAAGCAGGCUGUGUCCCACUUUUGGCGCACUCUGCACACACGUGGACACAUUUACUCUGCAGCCUACAGUGGUUGGUACUGCGUUUCGGAUGAGACUUUCCUUACAGAUACACAAUUACGUUUAGACUCUGCGGCUGGUGCGCGCUUUUCGCUUGAAUCUGGUCAUCCUGUUGAAUGGACUGAAGAAACUAAUUAUAUGUUUCGUUUAUCAGCCUUACAAGAUGAGGUUCUCUACUGGGUUAAACAGGGUAGUCGCAUACGUCCUGCUAAAUUUGAAAAAAUUCUUUUAGAUAUGUUAAGUGAACCACUGCCAGACGUUUCUGUUUCACGUCCUGCAAAUCGCGUGCAUUGGGCUAUUCCAGUUCCAGACGAUCAAUCACAAACGGUUUACGUGUGGUUGGAUGCUCUCAUAAAUUAUUUAACAUCUGCUGGUUAUCCUCAUGAAAAAUAUCGAAGAUGGUGGCCACCAAGCGUACAAGUGAUCGGAAAGGAUAUUUUAAAGUUCCAUGGCAUAUAUUGGCCCGCAUUUCUUAUUGCUGCAGGGUUGGAACCGCCACAUCAGCUAUUCGUACACUCCCACUGGACAGUAGAUGGGCAAAAAAUGUCGAAAAGUAAGCAAAAUGUGGUUGAUCCGGUUGCGGCAGCCAAAACUUACACAAUGGAGGGCCUGCGCUACUUCCUAUUGCGUGAGGGUGUAGCCCACAGCGAUGGCAACUUCAGCAACGUGAAAGCUUUGCGCAUCCUGAACUCUGAACUGGCAGACACGCUGGGAAAUCUUUUAUCACGAGUUUGUGCGAAAUCCCUUAAUCCGCAACAAGUUUACCCACGCCUGCACGCGGUGCAACUCGCUGAUUUCCUGCAGAUGGAUUCAGCCAAGCGACUACAGGACGCGUUGCAGCAAAUUGAAGCACGUUGCGCUCAGCAUUAUGCGGAUAACAAUUUCUAUUUGGUCGUGGACACCGUUAUAUCCACUUUGCAUGCAGCCAAUAACUUCUUCGAAACGGCACGACCGUGGGAGCUGAAACUCCCGGUGGCGGCUGCAGCUGCCGGUAGUGAGGCGCCGGACGCCGUAAAUGUGCAGAAUAUUGAAAAUUUCGAAAGGCUGGAGACGAUAAUCGCUAUGACAAUGGACACGUUGCGCAUCUGCGGUAUUGUGUUGCAACCGAUUAUACCGCAGUUGUGUGGCAAGCUACUCGAUAAAUUGGCAGUGCCGCCAGAGCAACGUUUUUGGCGUAACUUAGGCGAGUGCUUUGCCACAACAGCAGUGACGCCAUUGUCAUCUAAUGAAACUGUAACAAGGUCACUUGCUGCACACACCGGUACGAUGCUAUUCCGGCGCAUACAAUUUGACGAGAGCGAGUUGCAGGCGGAUAAAACACAAGUGCCGCCGAAGAAGGAGAAUACGACUAAACAAAAGGUGGGUCAGAAGGCGGUGAAGAGCAAGAAAGCAGCAUAGUAGUAACGCUGGUUAGUGUGUGUGUGAGUGUAUGUAGUAGGGAUGCUGUAGGGUGGACAACUGCGUCAGGCAAGCCUCAGCAACGAAUCUUGCCGCAAUGACAAUAAAAUAACGACAAUGGCAGAUGCGGCUGAAAGAGUGCCUGCCGCUGACGCUGCUAUUGGAACUGCUGCAUUGAAAUUCACUGUGGGCACGGCAAUGAAGUCAUUUAAAUUUGUUACAAUUUCUUGCGCUUCCUGUCGCCAUCCGCUACAUGCCACCAUGCGCCGAGCGCUUUCUUGCCACAUUUUAAAUGCUAUGCUGGCGUUGUGCAUCCUUAUGUCCAUCGUCAACGUUUGUCGUCGCCUUUCUUAUGUUCUAGCAGCUGCUCCUCGCGGCUUUCACGUAGCGCUAGUAAAGUGUUUUAAUACCUUGCGUCGGGACUGCAAGCGAUUAUUCGUAGCCGCUUAUUUCAUUGGUUUUACUAUGCUCUUAAAUAUACGUACAUACACAUAUUUCUCACACUGUUAUUUUAGUAAUCACUGUAUACACUCGUACGAUGGUAUCAGCAGAGGAAGCUGAAAGUGAUCUUGGCGCAACUUUGCCUUCUUACACAUUGAAAUAGAAUUACUUUAAGCUGUUAAAAUACCACCUGCAAUUAAUAUUGAUUUAUUAUAUAAUAUUAUAUAAUAUAAUAUAUAUAAAAUUGAAUAUAAAUAUAUUAUUUUUAAGUUUAAAACUAUAUAAAAUACAUAAAUCAAAAAUUUAUAA